AUGGCGGCCAAAGCCAAGACCAUGAAGACAAAGACCUUGUUUGAGGAGUCGUCGCACUUGCUUGGACUUGGUCUGAAACAAGGCAUCCUCUUCCACGACAUCAACGCCGGGCAGCCCUGCUUCAAAUGCGGUGAUGCGUGUCCUGGGUUUGAGCUGCACUUCUGGCGCAAGUCAUGUCGCCAUUGCAAGUGCUCUCCCUUCUCACACGAGCCUGUUGACCAGGCCCAAGAAGCAGAGCCCAGCGUGCCUCAGCAACAGCAGGUUGGUCAGCUGUCCGACACGCUCAGGGGCAGGUUCAACGCCCCGGUCGUCGGCGCCAGCGAGCGCCGCGCCCAGGAGAUCAGCAGCCUUGUUUCUGGACACGUGAAGCGCAUUCGCGGUGCCCUGGAGCACGCGUCACCGUCCUCGCAGCCCGCCAUAUCCCGACGGCGCCCGCCACCACAGCUGCCGCAAGAUGCACCGCAACAGCAACAACAACAACAACAACAACAACGGCAACGGCAAGAUGCACCGCAACAAAUGCCACCACCACAGCAGCAGCCGCAGCAGGCGUCUCGUUCGUCGCACGGAAUGCCGCUGCCACCGCUGCCGGGGAAGCAGCGGCCCGCUGACUCUGGAUAUGUGUUCAUGACACCGAGCUCACUGCCACAGCAGAAACACCAAAACCAAAACCAACAGCAACAGCAACUGCAGCCGCUUGCACAGCCGCCAAUGGCGCAGGAGUACGACGCAUAUCUGGAUGUCAUUCCGGAAGACGAGCUGCGACAACAACAACAGCAGCAGCAGCAAUCCCGAUUCGGGGAGGGGCAGGCCCCACCGCGCCCGCCAAAGCCAGGUCGUGGCGGUGGCAGUGGUGGUGGUGGUGAUGAUGAUGGCGAGGUUCCACAGGCGCACGACGGUGCACCGCCGUAUGACACUGUCACUGGGGUGGGGCCACGGCAAGGUGGCCAGCAUCCACCGCAACAACACCAGCAGCAACACCAACAGUCACAACAACAACAACAAGAACAACAACAACAACCACAAGAGCAACAAGAGCAAUCUGCGCCUGCACGCCGAACGACGGCCGGGGAAGUGGACCUGCUCGGCAGUAAGAAUGUCCCGGAACUGACGCCUGAUCUUCCACUUGCAUGGAAACCAGAGGGGCUAUCAAACGAGGAGGCUGUGGACUUCUUCAAGGCGCCGUAUCCGCUGCAGGAGGUGCCCGUCGCCGGCACAGACGGCGAGCGGCGGUUCCUGAUGGAGUUGGAGGAGCAGCUGCCCGCGUACGACUUUGACCCGGAGUUCUGCAGCGGUCUCACGCCAGCGGGAGUUCCGGAGUUUGAGGCGCUGCUCAAGCUCAAGGUGCAGUCACACCAGCUUGGGCAGGUGUCGCGCGUGAAGAUGGACAGCGUGUGCUACAAGUGCCGUCAGCCGCUCCACGCAAACGACAUGCAAGUGACGAUGGCCGUUGCCCCCGGCGAGCGGUACCACCCCUGGUGCUUCCGCUGCGACCAAUGCGAUCGCGUCCUUGCCGGGCUGAAUGCAUUUGUGCAUGAUGACGGGCUGUUGUGCGAGCGACACUUCUCGGACAAGUACAAGGCGCGCUGCGCCGCGUGCGACGAGAGCAUCUACGAGACGCAGUUUGUGCAGGCCGAGGACCAGGCUUGGCACGUCGACCAUUUCUGCUGCUUUGCGUGCGACGUGCCUGUGCACGACAAGCCAUACAUCCCACUGGAUGGGCAGCCGCACUGCUCUGCCUGCUUCAACAAGCAGUUUGUGCCCCAGCGCAAGAACAAGCUCUCUGUGCGCCGUGCCCCGCCCCGGCCACCGGCACCGCCCACACCAGACACAGCUGCGCCCUCCGCCACUGUUCCUGCGCCACCGCCAGCCGAUGCGCCGCCUCCACGUCCGCAGUCCCGCAAGCCGUCCAGGCGCGCACCUCCACCGGUCCCACCAUCCUGA
This is a messenger RNA of Salpingoeca rosetta, 1944 nucleotides long. RefSeq lists its product as uncharacterized. Gene Ontology annotation, molecular function: zinc ion binding. The coding region runs from base 1 to 1944 and encodes 647 amino acids. The transcript has 12 exons. NCBI's taxonomy places the organism in Eukaryota, Choanoflagellata, Craspedida, Salpingoecidae. The record is from RefSeq and is a predicted model, not a curated record.